Ricinus communis (castor bean) is the source of this 624-nucleotide messenger RNA. RefSeq lists its product as uncharacterized. The coding region runs from base 147 to 458 and encodes 103 amino acids. The record is from RefSeq and is a predicted model, not a curated record. NCBI's taxonomy places the organism in Eukaryota, Viridiplantae, Streptophyta, Magnoliopsida, Malpighiales, Euphorbiaceae. The transcript is spliced from 3 exons.
AUAAACUGAAAUAAUCAAUCUAACUGCUCCACUUCUCUUCCCAGCUUCAUUCAUAUGUCAAUUGCUACUAUAAAAAAGAAAAAGAAGCCCAGCUUCGUUUAGGCUACAAUCAACCUCCCCCUACAUUUCUCAAGAAAAAUAUAAUAAUGUCCAGAGAAGACGAUGAUGACGAUGCUAGACUUUUUAGCUGUUUCAAGAAGUAUGAAGAGAUUGUCAAACAGGUCCUCUUAUUUGAUGAGAUGACAGAGUCAAUGGAUCCUAGCCCAAGAUCAUCAAAGAGGAAAACUAAGCAGAACUGUAGAGGUAAUAAUAGCAAAGGUGCCGGUGGUACUAAUGGCUCUGUGCUCGACCGCCAAAGCUUUGAUGAAGUGAUUGUGCAGACGAUAACAAAGUUUCUUCAUGAUCUGAAUGCUACCACCAUUGAUCACUCUAACCCCGAACCACCUUCUGAUGAAUGAUACAACAUAACACUACAAAUAUACACAUAUAUAUAGGAUUAAAAUGUGAUCGUCAAAAGUGUACAUCCAGCAGAAUUAUAAGUGGCAAAAGCAUUUGUUGUUAGAGGUGAGAUUGUAAUAAUUCAAACUAGCCUUAAUUAAUUCUAUUUGUUUGUUUGUUUGUUUC